This is a messenger RNA of Rhopilema esculentum, 5926 nucleotides long. RefSeq lists its product as uncharacterized. The record is from RefSeq and is a predicted model, not a curated record. Lineage: Eukaryota; Metazoa; Cnidaria; Scyphozoa; Rhizostomeae; Rhizostomatidae.
GAUCUUCUGGCCCUGUUGUGUCACAUGUGGCCUUGAAAACAAAGAGCAUCAUUUGUUAAUUUUUGCGCCAAUUCUGAUUACAGUUUCUCGACUAAAUGAAAACAUCAGCCAGUGCAUAGGGUCAUAUUUUGAAACAAUAUAUAUUACUUUGCUGAUGCCGCUACCAGAUUCAUUCCAUUUUUCAUUUUUGAUCAUUUACACAGGGUAAAGCUAUCAACUAUAUAUAAAGAAAUUGCUUUCCAAGCUGCCCUGUACAAAGAAAAAAGAUAAACCCUAAAAUUUAACAAUACAAAUAAUGAUGAUUUAAUGAAAUUUAAUCAGAGUUAAUUUAACGAGGGGCUUUUGCAUUGGCUGUUACUCCUGAGUUGAUUAUUGACUGUUAUUCAUAUUUUUGGUCUCAUGUGCCACGCCUUCUCAUGGCUCUUUUGCAUUUGCGUUGCUCGUUUAUUGGUAUUGCGAAGUAGUCUUGGCCUCCGGGGAAUUUGUUUAGUAAUGCUAGGGCAACAUUUAUGGCUCAUGGCGGUUUAUAUUCCCUAGGUUAUUCUUGGGGUAUUUAAGGUUUUUGGCAUAGUGUUGGUUUCAUUUGCUUGAUGAAAGGCGACAAAUUGAGUGUGCUGUUUAUUUUCCCAGCCCCCCUCCCUUUCUUUGUUUUCUGUUUUUUCUUGAUGACUUCAAUAAAAACUUCUCGUACCUUUAGGCAUUCUUUAUGUUUUUAGCAUUUACUUGGAUGCUUUCAGGUAGGACUGGUGCAUCGGCUGUUAGUGGGAAAAAGAGACUUUUCUUGUCCAUUCCCUCCCCUUUAUUAAUUAAAUUUGGGGGUUAUUAUGGAAAUUUCCAAAGUAACAGCUUCCUGUUUAGGUUAGUGGUUGGUUUAGCGAUUUGCCAACUCGCUCUCGAUGAUGUGGGAACGUAGCCUCAUGACUGAAUUUCUGAUGUCGAGGGCAUGAUUUCUGAGGGAGCUUUUUGCCCGUCAUUUUGUUGGUAUUUUAUUCACGAGUUAGUAAAUUAAUACAUAAUAGAAUAACAUAAUGAAAGCAGUUAAAAGUACUGGAACGAACGCCAGGAAUAAAAAGUGUCCCUUUUUGUUCUGGAGUUUUCGAGACAGGAUUUAAAUUAUUUAAAAAUUUUUUUGUUAAUUUUGAUUUUGCGUCCAGACCAUUCCAAAGUUUCGCCCCUCCAAAAGAAAUGCAUGCAUUUUUGGCCACAUGUUGUUCAUAGAAACGGGACACGAAGAUCGGUUUCGGUGUUUCGAAGUUUCCGGGUACUGGUUUCUGAUAACCUGUCGAGCUGGCACGCAAGAUACGAAGGAGCCUCAUUAUUUGUACACUUGUAUACCAUUUCAAAAGUUUCUUUUACAAUCAAGUCAUUAACUGUCUGCCAGCCCAGUUUCUUUAUAACUGGAAGAGCAGAAGCGUUGGUUACGAUUCUGGCCGCGCAAGUUUGUAGUUUCUGUAGCUUGUCUAGUGCCGUAAUUCCGCAUACUGGGCAACAAUAUCGAAAUACUUGGCAACAAUAUCGAAAGUACAGCUCUGCCAGAAUUUUAUACAUUGUUUGCACGACUUUGUUUGGAGGUAUUGUUUGGAAUAGCGCAGCAUUCCUAACGCCGUAGAGAUCUUUUUUAUCAUAUUAGCUCAAAUGUUGAUCAACAUAUACCCCAAGGUAUUUACCAGGGCCCGCGCCACCGAUUCUAAAGUGGGAUUUCUUAUUUAAAGGGAGGUUACCUAUUUAAUAUUUUAAAGGGGGAUUUAAUACCUAUAUGGGGAAAAUGCUGGCCUAAGUCACUCUGACUUGCCAAUUAUUAUGUUCAAGAUGUUCUUGUAAUUAAACGGCUUAAAAGGCCACAAUCUCAAACAUAAUCUGGAUGAUCUGCCUAUGUUGCAGAACCCGUUUCCAACUAAAACGAUUUUAAACGAUGGCCGAAGCUUAACUAGAAUCUUUUUCUCAAACGCGUGCGACUCUCAAAACUCUUACUCCCUAACUAACUGAUCACGUGAUCUUACGUCAACGGUAACAAAACGCUAUUUUCUACAACCUAUAGUUAAGAAGAAAAGUAGGGGGUUCAUGGCCCCUCUGCCCCCUUGUGGCGUGGGCCUUGUUUAGUGUCCUUUAUCAUAGAGAUUGUCUCCCUACCUAUUAAGAGAUGGCCUCACUGCCGUAGCUUGCUGAAUAUUUUUAAAUCUUUGCCUGCUACCAACACUUAAGCUGUAGGUUUUGGCAACAUUAAGUGACAGCUUGUUUGCAGCAAGCCACGUUUUGAGACUGGCUAGGUCCUCAUUAACACGUUCAUUGAUUACAGGGAUGAAGUUAGCUGAAAACGAUAAGCUAGUGUCAUCAGAAUAUAUGUUAACUUGUGAAUGUUUCAAUGAUAACAUGACUAUGAUGACAAUGGAAGGUCAUUUAUGUAUAAGAUGAAAAGAAGAGGCCCAAGGCAAGACCCUUGUGGAACACCACAUAUAACUUUUUUUCAAACAUGGACACCGUUCCAUUUACCUUAGAGCAUUGCAUCCUGUUCGACAAGUAGGUAUGAAACCAGCCAAGCUCUUUAUUUCACGCGCCAUAGAGUUCCAACUUUUCAAUAAAAUAUCAUGAUUGACGGUGUCAAAGGCUUUUUUAAGUCGAUGAAUGUUACCGACGUAUAUAGUCCACUGUUUAUGUUUAGGUACCAGUCAUUAGUGCAUUUUAGCAAGCAAGUGAGUACUGAGUGCAGCUUUCUGAAACUUGAUUGCUGCGAAAACAGCAUUUAUACAGCUGGUCAUAGACAAGUUUUCAAAGAUCCGAGACAAAACUGGUAGGAAUGAGACGGGAGGAUAAUUUGACCCUUCAACACCGACGCUAUCCUAGUGAUUUUUCGCAUAUCUGGGAACACCCAAGAAGAAAGGGACAAAUGAAUAAGCUUUGCAAGAGGCUCCGCCAAGAUAGGCUUUCCAGCUUUUAAAAAGAAACUAUAAAUUUCAUCCAGGCCAUGCCCCUGCGAGGUCUUGAACGUAAAAAGUCUUGUAUCGUCGUUCAGCCUCUGUUAAAUACAUCUCCGCUUAUACAGCCUAAACUUAUACUCUCCUGGCCUGAAGGCCUUUGCAUGGUUGGUUUAGAUUUUCUUAUUUCUUCGAUAAAUUGCGAAGCUGAUACAUUUAUCGCAAGCAUCGCAAGGCCCUCAUCGGUGACGAUCGCCGAUAUAUGAUGACCAGGCUUCACUGCACGAUUGAAGAAAUGGUUCGGGGCUUUGUGACAGGGAUAGGUCCAUAUGCAGGACUUUUCAUUCCCGGGCUUUUUGUACGUUCACAAAACUAUUCAGUUAAAUUGGUUUUGCUCUUUUAAAUAACACAUAAUUUCACAAUUAAACGCUUAAUUUUAAUUAGUGCAUAAUUUUACAUAAUUACAUAAUUUGACUGUUUUAGCGAGAUUCAGCACCUCUUGUUGCUGCUCCUCGCGAAAUGACGUUAGUCGCAUGUCUAAUCCAAUAGAAAGAUGACAUUUAUCACCACGUACAGUGAAGGCGAAUAGAACACAAGCAAGUUUUUCUUGCAAGUGGUGACCUAAGACGUUAAAUGCAUUCAGUUAUGAUUACAUUACGAACUUUAUUGUGUUGUCAAGGUCAUCACCUAAGCAGAACUCGCUUUUUAAACGAUUUCUUUCUUCAAAUUUUAUUUUUCGUCACUUUUAAUCAAAAACUGAAAAUUUUCAUUACGAGCUCACGCAAUUGAAUAAACACAUACAGGAUAAACGUCCUAACAUGUUGGGACAGUUUUCAGAAGUCCAACAAACGUUCCUUGGUUAUCUUUUGGAUGAAUGUUCCUUGUUCAUUCUAGACACUGCAUGAAAACAUGUGGACUUCGUUAGCCCUUAUUUGCAUCCUAGCUAGUUUCCAAAUGCUCUUUGAAAGCAACACCUUCUUCACUAUGGGUCAAAUAUUCGUUGAAGAAAAAGAUGAAUCAGCAUCACCCGUAACUCCAACUGAUUUCGUUGUGCCAUUGAAAUAUUUUCAUCGAUGUAAUAUGGACAGAAGCUGCGCAAAGGUUGCACUAGAUAUCAUUACAGGGGAGAUACUUCUGGUUGAGGACGAGUAUUUUAAACAAAAGGGCUUCAAAGUGUGGAAUAAAAACGGAUAUUGUCCAGUUCGCUUCAAGACACUCGGUUGCUUUAGAAGUCACCAUACAUACAAUGGAAAAAGAAAACUGGAACAUAAAAUUUCAACAAGGAUGGACCCACAAGAUCACGUGUUUGAAAAACCAAUGAUACUCUGGAAUGACUUUAAAUUUGAAGCCUUUAAAAUUGUGUGCAAUUGUGUGUCGAAAGCUAAGUCAGUGGGAUACAAUAUUGCCGCAAUUGAAAACUAUGGAGAGUGUUGGGCGUCUGAUGUUAGCCCAAGUAUCUUCGAACCCAGCAGGACAGCGGAUCAUUUAUGUGUAACUAUUGAGUUUGAAACUUGUGAACGGUCAGAGAACCUCUGCAUUGGUAAAGACUACACUCUCUUUGCAUAUAAGGUCAUUUAGCUUUUUACACGUGACUAAAAUAUUGAUGACAAAGUAAGGAAAUACAUAGCCUUGCGUUGUAUAUCAUCACAGAAAUCGAUACAUUGCAUCCUCGUUCAUCCGAGCCUCGGUUACCUGAACCUCGUUUGAUGUGAUGUUUUGUACCUGUACGUAUUUUCAUUUGACAGAACGCUGAUAUAAGCUCGUCUCCAAUUAAUUUCAAGCCCUUAAACUAAUCCAGGAAGUUAGGAAAGCAUCCAAAAGACAAAUCUUCUUGAUAUCUCUGUUAUGAAUCUAUAUUUGAGAUCAAUGAAGAUGUGUGUCAGUUAUUAUCUUAGCAGCAUAACCAAAAUGGUUUUUUUAUUCACAUGUUUUUCCUAACAGAGAAUGGAAAAAUCUGACAAACAGAUCUAAUCUAUCUAAUGCCAUUCGCUUUUACCAUGGUAUUAUUGAAAUUUAAAAUGAAAUUUUUGACUCUUUCUCAUGUAUUGUGAAUGAUUUUUCCUGACCAAAAUCUUAUCCUCGGCCAUCCAAACAUUCGGCUGAUCUGAACCGCUCUUCUUACAUUUUAUUCCAAGCUGUUCGUAUAAACGAGUAUGCACUGUAUAACAAAACGAAUUUAUGACUCAAAACAAAACUGUAUUUUCGCCUUCCCCUAUAACCACUUUUUACCUCAUUGUUUUACCAUUGUUUUACCAAAGCAUAACAAUAAAAUGUUUUUUUCGAAAACAUCACUGUGUAACAAGCCCGGUGAAAGCCAUUCCAGGAAACCAUUUACUAUUUCCUUAUCGUGAAGCCCCCUUUAGAAAAUUCGAAUUGCCUGGGUAUUUUUCCAUUGCCCAACAUCCUCUGCACGUCCAAAGUGUUAAGAGUUAUAAACAAGUUCACCCUGUUUCUAAUUUGACCCUGAGCGCUGGCAACAUUAUUGAAAAUUUUACCCCUUAUCACCUCUGAAUGAUACUCCUAACAUGUUUUGCAUGAUACAUUUUUUCUUUCUUUCAAACCUUCCCUUUGAAAAGAGGAUCUUUAAUGAAAAUCGAACAUCAGAAUUUAAAGAAUUUAGUGGCUGUCUCUACCGGUCCAGUAUUGUCAAUGCCUUUUUGAUAGGUCUCUUCUGUUUUCACUAUAAGAGCUUAGUUAUUCUGCUUACAUUCGAGUUCUUAGAUCGUUCUGCUUUUGCCAGCUUGAAAAUUUGCUUAACAUUGAAUUGGGGAAUUACAACAGCUAAAAGUAUUCUUGUCACUAGGCCAUGUUUAAUUUGUUAUUUUUAGUGACCAAAACAGACAUUGUUAAAUAAUGAAAUUUUUUACAAUGCGUUAAUACCCCUCUUAUAAGAAAUUCACUCAUAUGACAAAGUCCGGAGCAUAUUGUAAAUCCGUUCUCACUGUAUGUUAAUUGUAUUCCUUACAGCUAGUCUAUGGUAAAAUUAUAUGCUCUUUUAAAAAAUCGAUUUCUCC